AUGUUGAAGAUGAAUGUCAGUUCGAUUGUUGUUCUCAGCAUUAUCGUCCUCAGCACUGGUAUUUCCUCUUCGCCGCUCAGCCUGGCCACCCGGACCGAGGAUGGUGGCCAUAGCUUGCCAAGCAAGGCACGUCGGGCCGUUUUUAAGGAAGUUAACAGACGUGACGACGGUGAUUACGGGGGUAACAAGAGUCCACCUCCCGACACUGAAAAACCCCCUGCAAAGCCGGAUGGCAAGCCCAAUGGCGCUGUCCAAGACCCAUCAAGCCAGGAUCUGAAGAAAGAUGACUGCAAGCAGCCUCACGGCACCAUUCAAGACGCAACAAGCAAAUCUCCGGACGAGAAACCCUACUCGUCUCCAGCCGGCGACAUGUCCCAACCUAAUGGCACCAUCUCCGACCCCACAAGCCAUGCUCCAGACAAAGAACCCUACUCGUCUCCAACCGACAAGAUCUCCCAACCUAAUGGCACCAUUCAAGACGCGACAAGCAAAUCUCCAGACGAAAAGCCUUACUCGCCUCCGGCCGGCGACAUGUCACAAGCUAAUGGCACCAUCUCAGACCCGACAAGCCAUGCUCCAGACAAAGAACCCUACUCGUCUCCAACCGACAAGAUCUCCCAACCUAAUGGCACCAUUCAAGACGCGACAAGCAAGUCUCCAGACAAAGUACCCUAUUCUCCUCCAGCUGGCGACAUGUCCCAACCUAACGGCACCAUCUCCGACCCCACAAGCCAUGCUCCAGACAAAGAACCCUACUCGUCUCCAACCGACAAGAUCUCCCAACCUAAUGGCACCAUUCAAGACGCGACAAGCAAGUCUCCAGACAAAGUACCCUAUUCUCCUCCAGCUGGCGACAUGUCCCAACCUAACGGCACCAUCUCCGACCCCACAAGCCAUGCUCCAGAUAAAGAACCCUACUCGUCUCCAACCAACAAUAUAUCCCAACCUAAUGGCACCAUUCAAGACGCAACAAGCAAAUCUCCAGACGAGAAACCCUACUCGGCUCCGGCCGGCGACAUGUCACAAGCUAACGGCACCAUCUCAGACCCAACAAGCCAAGCUCCAGACAAAGAACCCUACUCGUCUCCAGCCGGCGACAACUCGUCUCCAGCCGGCAAUAUGUUACCACCUCAUGGCACCAUCCAAGACCCAACAAGUCAUGCUCCAGACAAAGAUCCUUACUCGUCUCCAACCGACAACGUGUCCCCACCCCCUGCUACCUUGCAAGGCCCCGCAGGUAAUGCCCCGAAAGGUCAAGAUGAUUCAUCUUGA
Molecule: messenger RNA, 1272 nt
Organism: Puccinia graminis f. sp. tritici CRL 75-36-700-3
Lineage: Eukaryota; Fungi; Basidiomycota; Pucciniomycetes; Pucciniales; Pucciniaceae
Exons: 1
Coding region: 1-1272 (423 amino acids)
Source: RefSeq, a predicted model, not a curated record